Molecule: messenger RNA, 2446 nt
Organism: Bicyclus anynana (squinting bush brown)
Lineage: Eukaryota; Metazoa; Arthropoda; Insecta; Lepidoptera; Nymphalidae
Product: gastrula zinc finger protein XlCGF57.1
Exons: 5
Coding region: 340-1989 (549 amino acids)
Biological process (GO): regulation of transcription by RNA polymerase II
Molecular function (GO): RNA polymerase II cis-regulatory region sequence-specific DNA binding; DNA-binding transcription factor activity
Source: RefSeq, a predicted model, not a curated record
UCUGUGAUGUGCAAACUGCAAAGCAGCAAAGAGUAAAUUAUAAAAUUAAUAUCUGUGUGAAAAAUCGGUGUUUUCAGUGGCUAUGUGUUUAAAUUUCCAUAGUUAGAUUCAGAAUUCAGAUUAUUAAUCUGAUGUUACCAUUACCAACUCUAUUGGUCCUGAUGUCCAUCUUCAACAAAUUACAAUGCAAAUAACAUGGUUGAAAAAAUUCAAAAACCAAAAUUUUAUCUAAUGCCUAUUAGAGUAACGCUAGGCUCCUCCCUCAAAUACUUGCAGCUGUCACUGUUACACAAGUUAUAAAAUAUCCUUUGAAACAUACAGACAGAAUAAAAAGCAACCAUGCACAGUGGUGAUGAAAAAAUUGUUGUGAAAACUGAAGUAGAGAUUGAAGAAUAUGGUGAGAAAACUCUAGAAUUUUGUGUGAAAACUGAGCAAUUCAGUGUAGAAAUUGAAUUAAUUAGGGAAAAUGAUGAAUUUUCUGUAAAAACUGAGGAAGGUAUUGUCAAAAAUGAAGUGCUUGAUGUGGAAACUGAAGAAUUUCAACACUAUCCAUCCGUUGAUCAAGGUUAUGAAGUAAAAUCUGAAUACAAUGAUCAUAUACAAAGGCAAAAUGCAGCUUCAAGCUCCACAGUUCCAGCACAUGCGACCGGAAUACAGAAUUUGUUGAAGAAUGACAAUACUACAUUGCAGUGUAAAAUUUGUUUGGAGGAGUUUUGCCAUGAACAAGAGUACAAUACACAUAUGAACAUGCAUCUUCAGACCAGUGAUGUUAACAGUGACUAUGUGACGUCACAAGUGUGUGAGCCUGGCGCAGCUGCAAGCUCUGGCUGGCACUCAGCGCCCCUCAUUGAGCACAAGCAUGCAGUUCAGAGCCUGGACGAUGACUCUCACCCUCCCACAGACUUGGCUCAACCUUCAGUCCCCCCACUGCUCGCGCGACCUGCAAUUAACGAAGAUGUUACAAAGGAGGAUUAUAUAGAAGCAAUUUAUAUUAAAGAUGAAUUUCACGAUCAGACGUAUGACAGCAAUACUUUGCAAAAUGAAACAGAUUGCUUGAAUAUUGACAGUAAUGUACAAUUGACCAACUCGACAGUGAAUAGUGUACACACACAUAAUGAGAAGAAGAAAAAAGACAUUAAGUCUGACACCGAUAAGAAAAUGUACACAUGUGAGCGUUGUAAGUACAAAUCCAAAUUCAAAACUGAUUUAGUGAGACAUGUGCAAAGUCACACUGGUGAAAAGCCAUUUUCUUGUAAUGUAUGCGAAUAUAAAUGUAGUGUUAAUAGUAGUUUAGUCAGUCAUAUGCGUAUUCACACUGGUGAAAAGCCAUACGCUUGUAAAGUAUGCGACUACAGAGCUACUCUAAGUAGUCAUUUAGUCAAUCAUAUGCGUACUCAUACUGGUGAAAAGCCGUAUUCUUGUAAAUUGUGCGAUUAUAAAUGUGCUCUGAAUAGUCAUUUAGUGAGUCAUAUGAGAACCCACACAGGUGAAAAGCCGUAUUCUUGUAAGUUCUGUGAUUACAAAUGUGCUCAGCAUAAUCACUUAGUGAGUCAUAUGAGAAUUCACACUGGCGAAAAGCCUCACUCUUGUAACUUAUGCGAUUAUUCGUGUACUCAGAGGAGUCAACUAGUAAGUCAUAUGCUAAUACACACUGGCGAAAAACCAUAUUCUUGUAAGAUAUGCAAUUAUAGAUGCACUCACAGUAGUCAUUUAAUUGUGCACAUGCGAAAGCACACUGGUGAGAAGCCGUUCGCUUGUGACACAUGCGAUUAUAAAUGUACACUAAAUAGUACACUAGUUAAACAUAUGCGAACCCAUACUGGAGAAAAACCAUUCGCUUGUAAUUUAUGCGAAUACAAAUGUUCUAUAAAAAGCACCCUGAAGAGGCACAUGCGAGUUCACACUGCUGAAAAUUCAUACUCUUGUGAUUUGUGUGAGUUCAAAUGCGCAGACCAAAGUAACUUAUCGAGACAUGUGCAAACACACUAGUGAAAGUAAUACUUAUAAGUGUGUGCAGUGGUGUGCACAAGGAUUUCGAUAAGGGUGUUCAAUGUGGUGGAAAAUCAAUGAUUGACGCUGCUAUCAAUAGGGAUGAUGACAGUUUUUAACAGACUUCAAAAAAAGGAGAGAACCUUCUCCUUUUUUAUAGUACCAUAGUGCUCAGAGUUAUUUUCUGAUAUAGUAACAGCAUUCUCAUAUAAUAUCUAAGAUAGGAUGUACUGUUUGUGACACUAAAAACUUAAUAAACUUAUUUUCUUUCUUUCUUCUAAACGUUAUUCACGUUGGUUCAUUUCAAAGGUAAAUUUUGUUCAAGGGCUUGUAGUCUAUAAUAUGCAAGUUGGUAAGCGCAUUAUUGAAUGAUUUACCACGUUUGUUAAAAAACUAACUUGGUAAAUCAUUGAAUAUUGUGAUGCAGACAUUAAAAUAUUUAGAAUUUUAAAGUUUU